ACGUUUCGGCGCUAUUGAUAAUAGAAGAGUAUAUGUAUCGUGCCCAGUGUGUGGAGUCUCCGAAUUUCCACGCAGUCUUUCUCAGUCUCCAGUCGCAGUUACAUCGUUGAUGAACUCACAGGAUCUGCACGUUACGAAAAGCGAAGCAUUUCAAGAAGUAUUAUAAUGUGCCCAAGGAAAAAUACGCGUUCUGGAUCUCGUGUUACGGUACGGUGGAUAAAAAAUAUGCCUGAUAAAAUAGCUGAUAUUGUUAAAAUCAAAGUAGAAGACAAAUCAUCAUACCGAUGCGUGAUAUGCGGCAACAUAUAUCCGCGCCGUUUUAAUGCCGAACGUCAUUAUAAACGAUUUCACGAAACCACACAAGCGCGGAGAUGUUGUGAUGAAACAUUUUACACAAAAAGUGAUUAUUAUGAUCACAAAAAAAAUAUGCAUAAUGAAAGGAAAAGAUACGGAAGAGGAUGGAAAGAAGAAACUCAAUCUUCGGACUCUUCAACUGAAUGUAAUAUAAACAAACAUGGAGAUUGCGUAUUGGAUGUUACACCAAAAACUUCGAUUUCCGUCGGAAUUGUCAAAGAAAGAAUAUCUGAAAAAUGCGCGGAUACAAAUAGUGCUCAUCACGCGCAGGAUAAUGCUAAAGAUGCAGAAUCAAAUAACAAGGAAAAAUCUAAAAAUAAUAUGUGGCAUCCACGGCAAUCUGCCAAAUCACCAAAGAAGAUCUUUAUUUAUCGAAUGCAACAGGAGACUAAUGGAAGUCAGAACAGCGCACCAUUGCGAAGUAUUGAGAAUUUUACAGGGAAGUCUCUUAAUAAAACACACACAACAACGAAAAAAAACGCGUUUCAGAAUGCCGUAAAAGUGAGUUCGGAUGCUGAUAAGGAAAAUGUAAUAAUAUACGACUGUACAGCUACAUCGGUCCCAGAUCUAAUGCGUCUUAUGAGAAGCACUAUUGAUUUUUAAGUUUUAUAAUUAUUUUUUUAUAUGACCAUUUUAUACGACAUAUAUAAAAAUAUA
Formica exsecta is the source of this 1011-nucleotide messenger RNA. RefSeq lists its product as uncharacterized. NCBI's taxonomy places the organism in Eukaryota, Metazoa, Arthropoda, Insecta, Hymenoptera, Formicidae. Bases 166 to 957 code for a protein of 263 amino acids. The record is from RefSeq and is a predicted model, not a curated record. The transcript has 3 exons.